AUGAAUUCUCUAGCAUUUUUACUCUUAACAUUUGUGCCAAUCAUUAUUGGAACUGUGAGGCAACGGCGUGGAUAUGCGUAUAGUUAUGGACCCGGUUACGGAUAUGGAUAUAGUUACGGGAGUGGAUAUUCCUACGGUACAUCCUACCCAGGAUAUGGAUACAGUGUACCGUAUAUGGGAUAUGGAUAUGGUGCAUCUUAUCCGGUUGCUCAAACAGUCGUCGUUCAUCAUCUGCCUCCACCGCCACCUCCUCCUCCACCACCUCCUAUGUAUUAUGUGCAUCACGUUUACCACGUUCCUUAUAUGUCUUUUAUGCCUUACUGAUGCGAUGCCUACCUGUCUGAUGUGAGAGCGCUUAAGAUAUUGAUUUCUUUUCUUCACUGUCAUUCAACAAACAUUUCAUAUAGUAGUGAUAGAAGUAAUUUCGUCAAAAAGAUGUUUCCCAACUUCAGCAAUCGCGGUUUCAUUAUCUGCUGGUGAGCUAGUAAU
This is a messenger RNA of Cylicocyclus nassatus, 489 nucleotides long. NCBI's taxonomy places the organism in Eukaryota, Metazoa, Nematoda, Chromadorea, Rhabditida, Strongylidae. The record is from the annotation of a GenBank genome assembly.